AUGAAUUAAGAUCUCUCCAUGAAUUAGAGGUAACCAAACUCUAAAUUUCAAUAAUUUAAAUUAUAAUAAACUCAUAGCACAAACCAUUUGUCAAUCAAAAUGAUGUUUAAUUAUAAUUCUUCAAUCCUUUUCUAAAUAAAUAGAAAAUACAUAAGUGCUUAUUUUUUCCAAUUAGGAUGUCUCAAACUUAUUAAAAACUUUUUACAGGAUACAUCUAUGCAAAGAAAAAUAUAUUAUAUGGAAAAAUCAAACUAACUAGUUUUAUUCACAGUACAUGGAUAUAUUAAAGUCUCUUCAAUUGUUGGCUUAAACAAUAACAAACAUAAUUUGAAACUAAAUACUUUAGUUUUUAUUGAUAGUCUGACAAUGAAUAAGGAGGAAUCUAUUAUAAUAAUAGGCUCGCAAGGAUAGAUCGAUUUUUGGGAGAACGUAAGUUGUUGGAGAUGUAUUCAAACUUUGAUUUGCCAUAAUGUAGCUCCAAUUUAUUGCUUAUGUUUAAAUCAAUCUGAAACUUUAUUAAUCUCAUGUGCAUUUGACCGUUCUAUCAAUAUAUCUGCAAAAUAGGGUUAAUAAUGGAUUGUCAAAUAAAUAAUUAAUCUUGAUAUUCAUGGAUUUAGUUUACUUUUUAUCGAUGAUAACUGUUUUGUUUUUCAAUCUAUAGAAUUGAAAAUUUUAGUUUAUUAAUGGAAAGGUGAGGAGGAUAUUUUUGUUUAAGUUAAGGAUAUAAUUAUUCAGGGAAAAGAACAUCACUUAGAUUCCUCCAAAUUUUAGUAUAAUGCCGACAAAGAUAUCAUUCUGAAAAAAAUGGAUAAUUUCUCAAUCUAAUUAGUGGUUCUAAAGAGACUCAAUUAUUAAGUUAAUCUUCAUUUAAUUUUUAAACUAACCGAAUAUCCUUCGCACUUAGUAAAACUGCCGAUUACCUAGUAGUCUUUAACGCCUAAGAACAUUAAUUUAUUACAUAUAUAUAUAAGCAAUUUUGAAAUACAAUUACUUGUUAUUAUUUAUUAUACAAAUUUAACUUAUACAGAGAGUAUUCUUUAAUAUAAAAAUCAGAAUAGCAUUAAUUGCAUUCACAUACAUGUGUUGAAGUUUUAAACAAAUCUAAAUAAACGAAUAGAAAAUAAAUGA
Molecule: messenger RNA, 1128 nt
Organism: Paramecium octaurelia
Lineage: Eukaryota; Ciliophora; Oligohymenophorea; Peniculida; Parameciidae
Source: the annotation of a GenBank genome assembly